Molecule: messenger RNA, 381 nt
Organism: Oppiella nova
Lineage: Eukaryota; Metazoa; Arthropoda; Arachnida; Sarcoptiformes; Oppiidae
Source: the annotation of a GenBank genome assembly
AUGGAGAAUAACGUGACGCCUGUAUAUCUGGCCGCUCAAGAAAGUCACGCAGAAGUGCUCAAAUACCUGGUCCUCUCUGCCGGCGGUUCCCUUCAUAUCAGAGCCAAGGAUGGCAUGUCUCCCAUACACGCGGCCGCACAGAUGGGCGCCAUUAAGUGCCUUAAAUGGAUGAUCGAAGAGCAAGGAAUUGAUCCAAACCUUCGGGACAACGACGGCGCCACUGCUGUCCACUUUGCCGCCAGCAGAGGACACGUGGAGACCCUUCGGUGGCUCUUAAAGCACGGCGGAAGGAUCACCUUGGACAAGUUUGGCAAAAGUGCACUCAACGAUGCCGCCGAAAAUGAACACUUGGAGCGUUUGGAAAGUACGAGAAGUGCUUAA